AUGGCUGCAGUGCAUGCCCGAUCCAAGCUGAUGGCUCGUGAUCAGUCAUUGAAUAGUCGUUCCUCCUUGACUGACACAGCCUCUUCAUCCUCAAUAGAAAGAAAUGAAGUAGAGCAACCAAUUUCUUCCAUCAGCCUUCCAGUCGGAGCGGAAAUUGGUAUUGGUCUUAUUAUCGGCAUUGUUACUUGCACGUUAGUGCUUACCAUGUUACUACUUUUCAGCUGUAUCAGAAGAAAUCGAAUGCUUCGUCGAACAGCAAAGGAUUCACCAGUACCCUUUGUGAACGAGGAAGAUAAUCCGCGAGCACGUCGUAUAUCUUCGACGCAAGACUUCGAGAUACAUCAGAAGACGCCCGGUGAAGAACGUUCGCAUGCUAUGUCACAACAUCGGUGGACGAGCCCCGAUGACGUUGCACCUAAAUAUGAGUCUCGCGCGCAGCAAGAAAGACCGAGUUUCGCUGAAGUACAAUUGGAAAAUCGCGAAGAAUCUGUUGACAGCCAAAACAGACAGCAUACUAACUCCCCUUCACACAUUUACUCAAACGCAGGCGAAGAAACACCCAGCUACUCGUCCCAUCAUGAUUCCUACGGUUCUUGGACAAACUCCCCAUCAAGCAUAUCUCAAGUCCCCAGUUACGAAUCAUCGAAUUCUUCCCAACAACAACAACAUGCGCGGCUUGUGCAUUCUUCAAACUCAAAUCCAACACUUAUUCAGAGUCAUCAUCCUCAACAAGAAGUGUACAUGCCCCGACAAGAAUCAAUCAAAAUCCAACAACCAGUGCCAUCUUAUAGUCCGUGGCGAAAUCACAGAUUACUGAAUAGAACCUAUUCGACGGAGAGCGUAAUAUUACAACAAACACCCAGCCGAGACAAAUCGCGAUCGCAAAUGGAGACGAAACAAGAAGUUGCGCACGUUGCAAAUAAAAAAGUCAAGGUAAAGAGAGGAAGUGCUGUAGAUGACCAAUCUGCAAACAAUUCAGAGCCUCCCAAGCCUAGGAAACACGUCAAAGCUGCACUUAAAAGAAAGACUAAAGAUAAGAGUCCGCGCCAAAACUCUCCCCUUACAAAAACAUCUAAUCUCCAGAAACCAUCUGUUGAACAUGAUUCCGCCGUCGUAGCAGGGACAAAAUUCAAUCAGAAAGCAAGAGAUCAAGACCAAGAUAGAAAGAGAGAUCAGGCACCUCAUCCACUCCGAUCUCAUCCUUACUCCUCAACAGAAAACAUCGAGAGCUCCAAAUCUCACACCAAGGAAAAACCGCUACCUUCACCACCCACUGAGCAUCCUAUGAUUCCCGAGCUCGAGGGCUCAGAACAGAAGUUCUUAUGA
Botrytis byssoidea is the source of this 1326-nucleotide messenger RNA. RefSeq lists its product as uncharacterized. NCBI's taxonomy places the organism in Eukaryota, Fungi, Ascomycota, Leotiomycetes, Helotiales, Sclerotiniaceae. The transcript has a single exon. The record is from RefSeq and is a predicted model, not a curated record. The coding region runs from base 1 to 1326 and encodes 441 amino acids.